UAAGCACGGAAAAGAAGCCGCGAGGCGCAAACGUUUUGGUCAAUAAUAUUAAUUUACUGCAUAAAUUGUUUAGACACGAUUCGCAUUUGUAACAAAUAAGCUGCCAUAAACCCACCAACAUGGCUCUCGUUAAACCGAAAUCCGAACUGACGCCGGAGGAGCUGGCCCGCCAGGAGGAGGAGGAGUUCAACACCGGACCACUCUCGGUGCUGACACAGUCGGUUAAAAACAACACACAGGUACUCAUCAAUUGCCGCAACAACAAAAAGUUGCUCGGCCGCGUCAAAGCCUUCGAUCGCCAUUGCAACAUGGUUUUGGAGAAUGUGAAGGAGAUGUGGACGGAGCUGCCGCGCACGGGCAAGGGCAAAAAGAAGGUGAAACCCGUUAACAAAGAUCGCUUCAUAUCGAAAAUGUUUCUGCGCGGUGAUUCUGUUAUUUUGGUGCUGCGCAAUCCACUUGCCACGGCGGCGGGCAAAUAGACGGCAGCAGAAACUCAUAAUAAUAAACAAUAAAACCAAUUCAUAUUAAACAAA
This is a messenger RNA of Drosophila novamexicana, 533 nucleotides long. It is a transcript of the gene SmD2, whose product is annotated as probable small nuclear ribonucleoprotein Sm D2. Lineage: Eukaryota; Metazoa; Arthropoda; Insecta; Diptera; Drosophilidae. The transcript is spliced from 2 exons. Gene Ontology annotation, biological process: RNA splicing; spliceosomal snRNP assembly. The record is from RefSeq and is a predicted model, not a curated record. Gene Ontology annotation, molecular function: RNA binding. Gene Ontology annotation, cellular component: U4/U6 x U5 tri-snRNP complex; U1 snRNP; catalytic step 2 spliceosome. The coding region runs from base 120 to 479 and encodes 119 amino acids.